Molecule: messenger RNA, 3381 nt
Organism: Cercocebus atys (sooty mangabey)
Lineage: Eukaryota; Metazoa; Chordata; Mammalia; Primates; Cercopithecidae
Gene: CA14
Product: carbonic anhydrase XIV
Exons: 13
Coding region: 1714-2973 (419 amino acids)
Cellular component (GO): plasma membrane
Molecular function (GO): zinc ion binding; carbonate dehydratase activity
Source: RefSeq, a predicted model, not a curated record
CUCCUGGCCCACCUGCCUCGGCCUCCCAAAGUGCUGGCAUUACAGGCGUGAGCCACCGCGCCUGACCUCAGUCAAGUUUCAGUAUAUCUACAAGGACAGGAGAUGGCGCCAGAAGGCAGUGGGAUGCUUGGUUUUGGUUUUAAGGGUUUUAGCCAAUGCAAGCAAGGAAAGGGCUUGAGAGUGAGGUCAGAGCUAAAACAAAGGUGCCAGAGUUUGAGUGGAAACUGAGACCGGAUGGGGAGAGGGAGCUGUGUCACUUUUUUUUUUUUUUAACUUACAUAUAAGGGUCCUCUUGACACCUACUCCAAAUCAACACAGCUAGAAAGCGACAACAGAAAUAUCCACAGUAAAGCCAAAGAUCAAGAUAAAGUCAAGUGCCUGGAGGACGGCGCUCGCCUCCUGGCUCCCUCUGUCCUAGAAAGGAGGGCCUUUGUCAUCUGGGAAGCAUAAGCACCUGGAUGCGUUGCUCACCCAAGAUCAGGGAAGUGUUGAUUCCGGGCUAAGAUAUCUUUGUGGAACAAUGUUCAGUUGUGUAGGCAAAAUCUCAAAGCCCAGCAGCAGUGAAAUACCUCCCAGAAGGAACCAUACACAAAACAUCUUAUAUUACAAUUUAAAAAUUCAUAGACGAGCCAGGAGGUGGCGCCUGGCAAGACACGCUAUCUGCCUUGGGAAUUGGAAUCUCAGCUCAGUGCUCCACGGAAACUCUGUCCCGGUGGAGAGGUCAUUCUGUUCAGACCUCUUCUUUCCUACUAAAUCUCUUUUCUCAUAUGAAGAUGUCUCUGCUUUCUUUUUUUGUUUCUUUGUGUUAAGUACCCUGAUUCCCGGGAAGUCUAAUUUAUACUUCAAGCCUUUAUUCUUCUUAGAUGGGAUGGAUGGGGCUCUGGGGAACCUCAAAACAUAAAACUUUCCUGAAGGGGACAAAUAAUUCAGAGGGUGGUAGGAGAAGAAGGGAAAUGACAUCAGCAAAAUGGCUUUGCUUUGCAGAUCAAUCACGGGGGACAGAAAGGCACAGUGAGCUCCUGUCUCUGCAGGAGCUGAUGAUCCAGCACAUGCAUUAUUCUGUUCAUUUGGCUUUUAUCCUGCUCCCUUAUUUAGCUUCUGCUCCCUUUGUUUGGCUAUUUAUUGCUACUCGGCAGGAGCAAGGAAGGCAGAAGGAGCUUCAAAUGGGUGCAUCCUCCUAGCUGGUGCCUCUGGUGAAGGGCAUGGAGAAGAAAGAGGUUUCAAUGUCUGGCUUGAAAGCAUCUGUGGGUUUCACAUUCUCUAACGAGGGAUUUAGGAUGUACAUUCCAAUCGGGAUUUCCAGUCCCGUGGGGAGCAAACAUCAGCUCACAUUCCUGAGACGCGCAGCCUCCAUACUCCACUGCCGCAGCUCCUUGGUGGCAGGUUUCAUUCAGUGCCACAUGUCCUGCCUCAGCCCUUUGUUGGGCUGGAGGGAAGACCCUGGGCCCCUCUUCCAUCUGGAUCACAUGGUCUCUCCGGUCCCUCCCCUCUCUUUCUCUGGAGACCGCCUUUUUCUGAUGGUGGUAGUGAUUGUUCCCAAAGUCUCUCCUUCUUUCCUCCUGCCCUGGCCUCUCUGCCAGAGGUCAGUGUCCUCUUCAGUGACAAAAGCCGCCCUAGAUCUGGGCUCCCUGGAGAGGGAGGUGGCUGGGUCUGGCAGUUACAGCCGCUGUCUCUCCAUGGUGCUGCUACACCCCUCCCCCACUGGGCACACAAAUGGGCUUUAUCCAGCAAACAACGCUCCCCCCACCCCAGGCCACACAGGCACGUGGACCCAGGCCUCACCGUGGGAAGGGGGUGGUGACAGGCACAGAAGAGAUUGCUCCAGAUGAGUUCUCCUCGCCUUACUUCUCUUCCUUAGAACUCAGGACACAACUCAGGGCAGCUCAGAUUCUGCAGGAAAUUGGGAACAGUCCUCCAGUCCUCAAAUUCCCAGUUCCCUGCACCCCUUCCUGGGACACUAUGUUGUUCUCCGCCCUCCUGCUGGAGGUGAUUUGGAUCCUGGCUGCAGAUGGGGGUCAACACUGGACAUAUGAGGGCCCACAUGGUCAGGACCACUGGCCAGCCUCUUACCCUGAGUGUGGAAACAAUGCCCAGUCGCCCAUCGAUAUUCAGACAGACAGUGUGACAUUUGACCCUGACUUGCCUGCUCUGCAGCCCCACGGAUAUGACCAGCCUGGCACCGAGCCUUUGGACCUGCAUAACAAUGGCCACACAGUGCAACUCUCUCUGCCCUCUACCCUGUAUCUGGGUGGACUUCCCCGAAAAUACGUAGCUGCCCAGCUCCACCUGCACUGGGGUCAGAAAGGAUCCCCAGGGGGGUCAGAACACCAGAUCAACAGUGAAGCCACAGUUGCAGAGCUCCACAUUGUACAUUAUGACUCUGAUUCCUAUGACAGCUUGAGUGAGGCUGCUCAGAGGCCUCAGGGCCUGGCUGUCCUGGGCAUCCUAAUUGAGGUGGGUGAGACUAAGAAUAUAGCUUAUGAACACAUUCUGAGUCACUUGCAUGAAAUCAGUCAUAAAGAUCAGAAGACCUCGGUGCCUCCCUUCAACCUAAGAGAGCUGCUCCCCCCACAGCUGGAGCAGUACUUCCGCUACAAUGGCUCGCUCACAACUCCCCCUUGCUACCAGAGUGUGCUCUGGACAGUCUUCUAUAGAAGGUCCCAAAUUUCAAUGGAACAGCUGGAAAAGCUUCAGGGGACAUUGUUCUCCACGGAAGAGGAGCCCUCUAAGCUUCUGGUACAGAACUACCGAGCCCCUCAGCCUCUCAAUCAGCGCAUGGUCUUUGCUUCUUUCAGCCAAGCGGGAUCCUUGUACACCACAGGUGAAAUGCUGAGUCUAGGUGUAGGAAUCUUGGUUGGCUGUCUCUGCCUUCUCCUGGCUGUUUAUUUCAUUGCUAGAAAGAUUCGGAAGAAGAGGCUGGAAAACCGAAAGACUGUGGUCUUCACCUCAGCACGAGCCACGACUGAGGCAUAAAUUCCCUCUCAGAUACCGUGGAUGUGGAUGACUUCCCCUAAUGCCUAUCGGGAAGCCUCUAAAAUGGGGUGUACGGUCUGGCCAGAAACACUGUAGAAGUAGUAGGCAGAUGUCCUCCUUCCCCUGGACAUCUCCUACAGAGAGGAAUGGACCCAGGCUGUCAUUCGAGGAAGAACUGCAGAGCCUUCAGCCUCUCCAAACAUGUAGGAAAUGAGGAAAUCCCUGUGUUGUUAAUGCAGAGAACAAACUCUGUUUAGUUGCAGGGAUAUAUCCCAAAGUCCUCUACCCCCUUACUUUUAUGGCCCUUUCCCUAGAUAUACUGCAGGAUCUCUCCUUAGGAUAAAGAGUUGUUGUUGAAGUUGUAUAUUUUUGAUCAAUAUAUUUGGAAAUUAAAGUUUCUGACUUUAA